Messenger RNA from Rotaria sp. Silwood1, 993 nucleotides. The record is from the annotation of a GenBank genome assembly. Lineage: Eukaryota; Metazoa; Rotifera; Eurotatoria; Philodinida; Philodinidae.
AUGGAACGAAAACGACAACGAAAUGGCGUGGUUGAGAAUAAUCAUAGUAAUAAAAAACGGAAAUUACGAAAUAAAAUAAGAACAACUAAUACAAAAUUUAGAUCGCGAUUUGAAGAUUUAGCAAAUGAAAUUCUUUAUGAAAUAUUUGAAUAUCUGGAUAUUUAUCAUGUUUAUCGAUUAUUCUUUGAUCUUAAUAAACGUUUUAAAAAUUUAUUAAUAGAUUCUAAUCAUUCUAUUCAAAUUAAUGUUUCGCCAAUGUCAAAAUCAAAUUUCGAACAUUAUUAUAACGAUAUUAUUCUAUCAAAUAAACAUCGAAUAAACUAUUUUCGUUUAUCAAAUCCAUUUACUGUUGAUAUUGUUUUUUCACCACCACGAAUUAUUACCAAAUUUGUUCGUCUUGAAACUUUAAUUUUUGAUAAUAUUGAUGCAAAAUAUCUUCAUAACAUUCUUAAUCAAUCAAUUCAUUUAACUAAAUUACAUUCAUUAGUUCUUAAUCUGAUUGGCCGUGUACAAGAUCCAGAUAAACUUUUCUUUUAUAUAUUUCGUUUACCUAUAUUAAAAUAUUUUAAAAUAACAUGUGACACAAAAGAAUCACUAUAUUUGGAGGUUAAUUUUGAUAAAUGUAAAACUAGUUCUAUUGAACAUCUUGUGAUUAAUUGUGGUUUUGUAACUCAUUCAUUUAAUGAUUUAUUAUUACAUCUUCCGAAACUUCGUUAUUUAUCAAUUAGUAGUCUUGUUGGAUAUCCUUAUGAAAACCUGAAAUUAUCUCAUAUUUUAUUAAAAGAUUUUAAAUAUAUUUCUCUUAAUAUUUAUAAUGUUUUGUUUAAUGGAUUUGAAUUAUUAGUAAAGCAUUAUUUUCGUUCUAUUGAAGUUUUACGUAUUACAACAAGAAUGGAUCAAUCAUAUUUAGAUGCAAAACGAUGGGAACAAUUAAUCUUAUCUUCUAUGCCAAAUUUACUUGUUUUUGAUUUUAAACAUGAUAAUCAUGUAUAA